Molecule: messenger RNA, 2316 nt
Organism: Manihot esculenta (cassava)
Lineage: Eukaryota; Viridiplantae; Streptophyta; Magnoliopsida; Malpighiales; Euphorbiaceae
Product: arabinosyltransferase XEG113
Exons: 14
Coding region: 233-2191 (652 amino acids)
Biological process (GO): cell wall pectin biosynthetic process
Cellular component (GO): Golgi apparatus
Molecular function (GO): arabinosyltransferase activity
Source: RefSeq, a predicted model, not a curated record
CACUCUCUCGCUUUCCAUAAAAAAAAAAAAAGCACUCUCACUGCCACCCAUUACACAGAAAAUUAAAAUUAAUAAAUUCAAGCUUAUUGAUUGAUUGAUUGGAUUUGGAGAGAUUGAUUUAGCCGUGUAAUCAGAAGUUGAUAUAAUUAUCGUCACAAAAAGAAAUAUGCAAAUGAUUGAUUGGAUUUGCAGAGAUUGAUCUCCAUAGGAAGAAACAGCAGCAGCAGCAGCAAUGGGAGGAGGAAAUGGCAUUUGGAGGAAUGCGUACCAGGAGGUCUCCAACACAAAGCCUUUGUUCCUUACGAUUUAUGCCACCGUCGUCGUCGGGAUCCUCUUUUCUUCCUUUUACGUUUUUUCCUCCUUCUCCGCCGCCAAAUCUUCCUCUCUCUCCUUCACUGCUUGGCUCUCCUCUCCUCCCUCUUCUCUUUCUCAUGUUGAUAAAUCAGUCAACUUUUCUCAUCAAGCAACACCAGCCGUAGAUUCGAUUUCAUCAAAGCCACAGCCUCCCAGCAGCUUAGAGUUGAAACCCAUUUGGGUAGCUCCACCACGCAACUCGAAAAUGCCUCCUAUCAAGAAAUUUAGACUCACAAAAGAACUGGUUGAGAAAAGGGUCAAGGACAAUGUCAUUAUAGUCACCUUUGGUAAUUAUGCGUUUAUGGAUUUUAUCCUUACUUGGGUUAAGCACUUGACAGACUUGGGGCUUUCUAAUCUUCUUGUUGGUGCUAUGGAUACCAAGCUAUUAGAAGCUUUGUACUGGAAAGGUGUUCCAGUUUUUGACAUGGGAAGUCACAUGAGUACAGCAGAUGUUGGCUGGGGGUCACCUACCUUUCACAAAAUGGGGAGAGAAAAAGUUAUUCUGAUAGAUGCUAUCCUCCCUUUUGGCUAUGAGCUACUCAUGUGUGACACAGACAUGGUUUGGUUGAAGAACCCUCUGCCAUAUCUUGCUCGCUAUCCUGAUGCAGAUAUUUUAACUUCAAGCGAUCAAGCUGGACCAACUGUUGUUGAUGACAGGUUGGACAUAUGGCAAGAAGUUGGUGCAGCCUACAACGUUGGAAUUUUCCACUGGCGGCCAACAGAGACUUCAAUAAAAUUGGCAAAAGUAUGGAAAGAUGUGCUUCUUGCUGAUGAAAAUAUUUGGGAUCAGAAUGGUUUCAAUGACAUUGUCCGCAGGCAGUUAGGACCAGCUGUUGAUGGUGACAAUGGACUUGUAUAUGCUUUUGAUGGAAAUCUCAAGCUGGGAAUUUUACCAGCAAGUAUAUUUUGUAAUGGACAUACUUACUUUGUCCAGGCUAUGUACCAACAACUCAGAUUGGAGCCAUAUGCUGUGCAUACUACAUACCAGUAUGCAGGUACUGAGGGAAAGCGCCACCGGUUACGGGAAGCAAUGGCAUUUUAUGAUCCUCCAGAUUACUAUGAUGCAUCAGGGGGGUUUUUGUCAUUUAAGCCAUCUAUUCCAAAGAGUUUGUUACUCGAAGGGGAGCACAGUCUUGAAUCCCACUUUUCCCUGAUUAAUCACCAGAUUAAACAAAUAAGGACAGCACUUGCAAUUGCUUCCUUGUUAAAUCGUGUAUUGGCAAGCUGGGUGAUGCAAGGUGCAAGUGCUAGGUGCCUGAGAUUGGAUAGGCUAUGGUUUCCCCAUCCUGGAGUUUUGAAGGAAACUAUGACUAGACAACCUUUUAUCUGCCCUUUGGAUCAUGUUUUUGAGGUUAAUGUGAUGUUAAAACGGUUACCAGAGGAGGAAUUUGGCCCUGGUAUCAGUAUCAGAGAGUACUCUUUUUUGGACAAUCCAUCAAUGCCCAAACAGGUGAAAGAGUCAUGGCUUGAUGUCCAGCUUUGUCAAGAAGGAACACACGAUUGUUUUUCAUCAAACAAUACAAGUAGAUCAGGGGUGCUCAGAUUUCCAAAUCACAGCAAUGAAGAAACGGUAUUUCAAAUUUUCAAGACCAUAUUCUCAUCCUUUAAGGAUGUCAAAGUGAUUCAGUUCUCUUCAAUGCAAGAUGCAUUCCUAGGUUUCAUGGACAAGAAAAGAGAAGAAAAAUUCAGGAAGCGUGUGAAAAGAUAUGUUGGUAUAUGGUGUUGCGUGGAGAAUCACGUACCUGGACAUAUAUACUAUGACAUGUACUGGGACGAGAAGCCUGAUUGGAAACCAAUGCCACCAGAGACUCCAGAGCAAGACCACCCACUCUGGUAACGCCCCAACUUCAAGCAUCUCUUUAUUUAUUAAAAUAUAUAAAAGUUCAAAAAGGAGAAUGGCUUUAGCUAGUUUAGGAAGAAUCUGAGCUAGAUGGAAGUUUAAAGAGAACGCAGAUUCCUAAC